CUGUGCAUUCACAAAUUUGAUUUGUUACUUAAAACACAAGUUUUAAUUAAAUAAGUUUUCCCCUCAUCACCAAUAGCUACGAAAUAUGUUUUGAGCAGCAGCAAAAAAAAAGGGGGAAAAAUCAAUUUCGUUCAGGCCGACUACCACUCGCCGUCUCGUCAACAUGCCUAUACACAAUUUAUUUUUGCAUUCGUCCAUGUUGGCGUUGGUGCUCCUCCUGGCAUGCUGCCACACUACCGCCGCCAUGGAACAAGCAGCUGUGGGUGAAUUGUUUUCCUACAAAAUUGAACCGUUGCUCUUCAAUUGGACCCAUCAGGUCAUUAGCGAACAAUUUCGCUAUCGUGUUUCGCUAGAAGGCUACGCCGAUUUACCCUCCUGGCUGCGUUACAAGUACAGUCACGAGUAUCAUGCUGGCUUCUUGUAUGGCACACCAACUGACCGUUUGGCCGACAAGUCGGUACGCUUGGAUAUUGUGGCGUUGAAUAAGCAAAACUAUGAGACGCGCACAGCAAAGCUUUCGAUAUUUGUGGCACAGAAGUUGCCUUCGUUGAAUAUCAUACAAAUGAAAAUAGACAAUUUGAAUUGGGUGCAUUUGAUGGAUCCGGGACGUGUUGAGAAUUUACGCAACAUUUUUCGUAAGGAUCUGUGGCCAGAAAGUGAAAGCGAUUUGAGUGUGGUAUUCAUGGAGUCGGCAGUAAAUAUGGGUGGAAGGCUGCCAUUGCGACCACAGCAGCGCGAGGGCGUUGUUGUACACCUUGGCAGCUCUGCUCAAUUUUCAUCACGCCUCAAGGAGUUGCAGGAGGAAGUACGUCCCCUCUACAAACUAUCCACUUGCACCUACAAACGCACCUCUGUGCAAAAGGUGUUCGAGAAUGCUGGUUUCAAGUUAGAUUGGUGUGCUUUUAAGACAGUUGGCGCUGAUAUUUCACCGGAAAUACUCUUUCACAAUUAUGGUCAUCGGAGUCAUCAUGACAAUUUCAAGCGCACCGACCGCUGGUUGGGCAUUGCACGCGAGGAUGUGCCAGAUCGCAAUUAUAUUGAUGAGUUUGCCUUCGCUUUCGCCAUUCCUGGCAUGAUUUUCGCUGUACUUUUGGGUAUCUUGUCGGCGGCACUUUGCUUUCAGCACGGGAGAUUAUAUGAUCCAAACUCAGAGUUUUUCUUUGAAAAUAUUUUCCAUAUUUGUGAAGAGUCCUGUGAAAAGGAAAAUGAAAGUGAUUCCGACGAGGCAGGAAGUGAAAUGUCAUCGACCUAUCAACCCGCUACAUCAACCGUUCAAAUGGUACAAUGUUCUGACAGCAACACUGAUCAGCCAGUGACUACUUUGAAGAGCUUGAAGGAUCCCAAUUGCUUGUUGGAUAAUGUCAGCAUGCACUCACAUAGUCCUAACAACAGCUAUUAUCAAACCGACAGUCCAUCAAACACCUAUUUGCGCCCAAAACCCCCACCAUACAAGGGUGGCACUUUAAAUCGCAACGGCGUGGAUAUAUGACAAUCAACCCCAAGGAUUUUAUAUUGCUAAGCAGCAAAAGAAAUGUUUCAAAAUUCGCAAUUGAAGUGAAUGUUCAUAUAAAAAAAAUUAUCAUUAAAGGAGUUAUGAUCAUAUCAAUAUAAAAUAUCCAGCAAAAUUAUUAGAUAUUUAUUAAUGUAUCAGAUAAAUAUACACAAAUGCAUAAAAGUGCGUAAGUAGUAAAAAGGCCUAAUUCAUUUAAAUGCUGUUGUAGAACAAUGAAUAAGAAGUAAAUUAAAUAUAAAAUUAAUUACAAUUAGCACAAUAAAUAAUUUCUUAGAUUAAUUAAAAAAAAAUAAUGUUUUCGAGUGAUAUAACAAUCGUUAUAAUAUGCAGUUAUUGAUUUACAUUUGUUUAUAUAGAAAAAAGCAAUAA
Molecule: messenger RNA, 1882 nt
Organism: Rhagoletis zephyria (snowberry fruit fly)
Lineage: Eukaryota; Metazoa; Arthropoda; Insecta; Diptera; Tephritidae
Gene: Scgalpha
Product: sarcoglycan alpha
Cellular component (GO): membrane; sarcoglycan complex
Molecular function (GO): calcium ion binding
Source: RefSeq, a predicted model, not a curated record